AUGCAAAUUUUCGUUAAAAUCCUUUCUGGUAGGCCUUUAAUUACCAUUGAGGUAGAAUCAUCAGACACAAUCGGCCAAGUUAAGCAAAAAAUCCAGAACAAGGAAGGUUAUUCAGCAGAACGUCAACUUCUUAUUUUCGAUUCUAAACUGUUAGAAGAUGAUUGUACCUUGUCAAAUUAUAGUAUUCAUAAUGAAACUAUGAUUCAUUUGGCACUUCGUCUUAGACCCUUGAAGUUGAAUUAUCAGACACCAUUAGUCAG
Molecule: messenger RNA, 260 nt
Organism: Cetraspora pellucida
Lineage: Eukaryota; Fungi; Glomeromycota; Glomeromycetes; Diversisporales; Gigasporaceae
Source: the annotation of a GenBank genome assembly